ACUGCCUUAAACAAGUUCCUCUAAACACCGGCUUUCUCAAGCACCAGCUGGCAGUAAAUCUAUUCAUGGACAGAGCGAGAGUGAAAGGAACGAGGACUUUGAAAGAGCUAAAAGGAACGAGGAGUGGAGCGUAACGUGACAUAUUUCAGCAGCCUUGUUGCACAUGACUUGAUGAGUUUGGUAAACUUCAGAGGGGAAUGUCUCCGAGUUCACUUAACCAGGGGAGCUGUACUGCAGCGUUACUCUGCAAGUGGCCCAACGAUGGCUAAAGACUUUCCAGCAAGAAGUCUCGAUAACAUUCAUCUUUCCUGUCUGCGGGAUCCUGCAGGGAUAUUUGAAUUAGUCGAAGUGGUUGGCAACGGGACGUAUGGUCAAGUCUAUAAGGGUCGCCAUGUCAAGACUGGGCAGCUGGCUGCUAUUAAGGUCAUGGAUGUCACAGAGGACGAAGAGGAGGAAAUCAAGCUGGAAAUUAACAUGCUGAAGAAGUAUUCUCAUCACAGGAAUAUUGCAACAUAUUAUGGUGCUUUCAUAAGAACAAAUCCUUCAAGCCAUGAAGACCAGCUCUGGCUGGUAAUGGAGUUCUGUGGAGCAGGCUCUGUGACUGAUCUGGUCAAGAAAACUAAGGGGAACUGUUUGAAAGAAGACUGGAUAGCGUAUAUCUGUCGAGAGGUUCUUCGGGGACUGGCCCACCUUCACUCCCACCAUGUUAUCCAUCGUGAUAUCAAAGGACAGAAUGUGUUACUGACCGAGAAUGCGGAAGUAAAGCUUGUUGAUUUUGGAGUCAGUGCUCAACUGGACAGGACCAUGGAGAAACGGAAUACUUUCAUUGGCACCCCUUACUGGAUGGCGCCCGAAGUCAUAGCAUGUGAUGAGAAUGCAGAUUCCACAUACGAUUACAGAAGUGACGUGUGGUCAUUGGGAAUCACGGCGAUUGAAAUGGCAGAAGGGGCCCCUCCGCUCUGCGAUAUGCAUCCAAUGAGAGCACUUUUUCUUAUUCCACGGAAUUCUCCACCCAAGUUGAAAUCAAAAAAAUGGUCGAAGAAAUUUAUUCAUUUUGUAGAAAAUUGCCUGGUGAAAAAUUACUUACAUCGAAAUACCACUGAAACCCUACUAAAGCAUUCAUUCAUCCGUGAUCAACAGAAUGACCGGCAAGUUCGCAUUAUGCUGAAAGAUCAUAUAGACAGAACCAGGAAGAAGAAGGGUGAGAAAGAUGAAACUGAAUAUGAAUAUAGCGGAAGUGAAGAAGAUGAAGAUGGAUUGAAUGAAGAUGAAGGAGAGCCAAGCUCCAUUGUUAAUCAACCUGGAGAGUCGACCCUUCGCCGGGAGUUCCUGCGGUUGCAGCAGGAGAAUACGAAACGCUCGGCACCCCAGCAACAGCAGCAGGUGCUCCAGCAACAGCUGCAGGAGCAGGAGAAGUACAAGCAGCAGCUCCUGGCCGAGCGGCAGAAGCGGAUCAACCAGCAGAAGGAGCAGAGGAGGUGGCUGGAAGAUCACCACAAGAGGGAACAGGAACUGCGAAAACAGCAGGAAUGUAGGAAGAAAAAACCAGAGGUGAAGGAGAGACACAGAAAAGAACAGAAGAGUAGAGGAGAAGAAGAAACGAGAUGGGCAGAGGAGGAAAGGUGGAAGAUAGUGGAAGGGAAAAGGAGAGCUGAGAAGAAACAGAUGGAAGGCCUACCAGAAUCCCGGCUGAGUGAAAUCUCCAAAGCGAUGGAUGUACCUCAGCUGCAGGAUCUGAACCUGAAUGUAUACAGAGGCAACCUUUCCAGUUCUGUUUCCUUAACUGAUAUGGUCCUGAUUCCAACAUCUCCUGGACAAGAUGAAGUAUUCUGGGGCAAUGAAGAGGCACCUCCCAAGGUUCCCGAAAGGACCGUUUCGAAAUCCUGCAGCAGAGAGCAAAUAAGCAGUCACGGGCACAAAAGUACCUCCAGUAACUUUGAACUGCAACCCCUGUGGGAGAGGGUGGAGAGCCCGUUGGCCAAGCAAGUAAAAGGCAAUUCCCCUGGCAGCAAUUCACAGAGUCGAAGUAGCUCUCGGGCUGUAUCAGCACCUUUUUCCAGUUCCUCCGCCCAAAGCGACAAGCAGCUCAGCAAACGAUGUGAAGAGAAAAGGAGUUUCCCGAUAUCUCGGAAUCACAUGGAGGGAAUCACGCCAGCCAGAGGAAAGAUUGGCAACAGCCCUUUUGUGAAAGUGACAGAUUACUCCUCAUCAAGUGAUGAAGUUGGUAGUACAGAUGAAGAUGAUGAUCUGAGCUAUAACCAAGCAGCAUCUGUACCAGCCAGAUCAAGGCAACCAGCCAAGCUAAGUAAUGGAGAGACGGAAUGUGCAAGCACAAAUAUUCCAGAUGGUAUCGAGUUGCAGCCACACAGCACCUUGAAUGAAGAAAAGAAUGUAGCAGGGCAGAAGUGUAGCAGACAGCAAGAAUGUGCAGGUGACCCCAGUGUGACUCAGGACCUCCCAGACCUCCUUCAGCAAAGCCACUCUCCAAACACCUCGGCUAAUCAGCAGGGAUCGGAACAGACCCCUCAGCCACUUCACAAGACUGCAGCUAACCAGAGUCCGUCGGCUGAAAGUCCACAUCCAAAAUGUAGCUCCUCGUCUUCCUCGUCCUUCACGCCGUUCAUCGACCCCAGGCUCCUGCAGAUCUCCCCUUCCAGUUCUCCGGGGGCACUCGCAGGCAGCAAACCCGAGCCACUGCGGCGAGACAAUGCGAGAAAGGGGUCAGUGGUAAAUGUCAACCCGACAAAUAUACGACCACAGAGCGAUACUCCAGAAAUCCGCAAGUACAAGAAGAAAUUUAACGCCGAGAUAUUAUGCGCUGCUCUAUGGGGUGUCAAUCUGCUAGUGGGCACGGAGAAUGGGCUCUGGUUACUGGACCGGAGUGGACAAGGCAAGGUUUAUUCCCUGAUCACUCGAAGGCGCUUCCAACAGAUGGAUGUUUUGGAAGGACUGAAUGUACUUAUUACUAUAUCAGGUAAAAAGAACAAGCUGCGAGUUUACUACUUGUCAUGGCUUAGGAACAAAAUCUUACGCAAUGAUCCUGAAGUGGAAAAAAAGCAAGGAUGGGUCUCGGUUGGCGAUUUGGAAGGCUGUGUGCACUAUAAAGUUGUCAAGUACGAAAGAAUAAAAUUCUUGGUGAUUGCUCUGAAGAAUUCUGUUGAAGUCUAUGCAUGGGCUCCAAAACCAUACCACAAAUUUAUGGCGUUUAAGUCUUUUACGUCUCUCUCGCAUAAGCCGCUGUCAGUGGACCUGACGGUUGAGGAAGGUCAGAGGUUAAAGGCAAUCUAUGGGUCCACUUCAGGUUUUCAUGCCAUUGAUGUUGACUCAGGAACUGUUUAUGACAUCUACCUGCCAACUCACAUUCAGGGCAGCAUUCAUCCGCAUGCAAUUAUUAUCCUUCCGAACACUAAUGGAAUGGAGCUGUUGGUUUGCUACGAGGACGAAGGGGUCUACAUAAAUACCUAUGGUCGGAUCACCAAGGAGAUGGUCGUGCAGUGGGGGGAGAUGCCCACCUCGAUUGCAUAUAUCCAAUCAAAUCACAUAAUGGGUUGGGGAGAGAAGGCAAUCGAGCUUCGUUCUGUGGACAGCGGACGUCUUGAUGGAGUGUUUAUGCACAAAAAAGCACAGAAACUGAAAUUCUUGUGUGAAAGGAAUGACAAAGUGUUCUUUGCCUCAGCCCAGUCUGGUGGAAGCAGUCAGAUUUAUUUUAUGACACUUGGUCAGAACUCUCUCUUGAACUGGUAGCCUCUGGGAAACUUAAAAACACUCUCUGGAAGUUGGGUUGCCAUGAAGUGACCAUCUUCACAUACUCUCAGUCCCAUUGGCAUAAAGCACUCUCGACUAAUCAUGACAAUGUAAAAGCUGGCGUUCCAUCUACAGCUGACGCCACAGUAGGGUGCAAGAGCCUGCCAUCUGUUUCGCCGAUGACUAAAACUGGUUUCUGUAAUUCUACUGAUUUAAGUUAGGGAUGUUGUAGCAAAUAGAAAAUAUAUUACUGUACUGUUGAGCAAACAAGUAGUGUAGUGUGCCAGCUGUUUGCACAUUUACAUGUGCACAGGGUCCUUUGCACAAUCAUGUCUUUAUAGUUUAUUUGCUCUACAAGUGACAACUUCCAACAUUUUACCCCAGUAUUUUGUAUAGGCUGUAUUUUAAAUGGGUUUUAUGUCAGUAAUACUAUUAUUAAGGUAGUGAUGUACUGUAUUUUGCAUGAAAAUAAUUCUUUAGCAACUUUUUUAAAGUGGCUUUCUGACCCUUCUGACACCCACAGCACUGCAGUGGCUUUGGGUGACAUUGAAGCAGUCAGUCAAUCACAACCAGGAUUUUUGUGUGGCAAUCAGUAGAAUUCAGUGAGAUAGAUUUUCAACAUAUUGCCUAGGUGUAAAAAUGGGCGUAAGAGCAUUAGGAACAGGAGUAGACCAUUCAGCCAUUUGAACCUGCUUCACUGUUCAAUUAGACCAUGGCUCAGCUACAUCUCAGUCCCAUUUUCCCAUGUUUUCUCGGUAUGCCUUGACACCCUGACCCAACAAAAAUCUAGCAGUUUCAAUCUUGAAAAAGCUCCUGUUGACUCCAGCAUCCACUUUGGGGAAGAGAGUUCUAACUUUCCGUCACCCAUCAGGUGGAAUUUAAUUUAAUGCUCUCCCUAGGAGAGGGCUGGGAGGCAGGGUGCCAUAUAAUGAGAUGGGGAAGGUUCGGGCUGCAGAGCCAUCAACUUCCUAACUCCCCCCCCCAAUUAAGCUCAGGGUGGUAAAGGUCCAGAAUAGCCUUCCCACCCGUAGGUCAAGUCAAGCCUUUAAGGAUCAUUUAAGGGCCUUGACCCACCGGUGCAGUUAUUUAACAAGCGGCUGGCGGGGGCCUGCAGCUGGAUGGGGGUGGUGGCAUCCCUGCUUCCCAGGCAUUCUGUGCCCAAUGGAGGGAGCCACCUGGGGCAAGUCUGGCACCCGUGGUAAGACAUCCCCAUGCCCUUUUCACCGACGUCCCUCUGCUACCUCGCCGGGCUCUCCGGGAACCUCUACAGCAGCCAGCAGGCUGCCCAAUUGGGACCGAAUCUCGACGGGGGUCCAAUAGAUGA
Molecule: messenger RNA, 5068 nt
Organism: Carcharodon carcharias (great white shark)
Lineage: Eukaryota; Metazoa; Chordata; Chondrichthyes; Lamniformes; Lamnidae
Product: mitogen-activated protein kinase kinase kinase kinase 4
Exons: 31
Coding region: 172-3744 (1190 amino acids)
Biological process (GO): protein phosphorylation
Molecular function (GO): ATP binding; protein kinase activity
Source: RefSeq, a predicted model, not a curated record